AUGAAAUUGGGAUUUUAUAUUCUAAUUAUUCUGGCUUUGAAUGUGCUCUCGAUUUUUGCGGCUUAUGAAAAUCCGCAAUGUCCAGAACCAGCAAAAAACGAUAAAUUAACAUCACCGGAUAAAGUUCUAAUUCUUUUUGUAAUUGGAUUUAGUAAUGAUGGAAUUGAUGUAAGUAAAUUAAAUGUAAUAUAUUAAAAUUUAUCAAAACUGUCCUUUAUAGAAGAAUAACAUCGCUUAUUUAUUGAAACAGCUGGCUUGUUCGAUUCCAACAAAUCCGAACAUCGAAUCUGGUGCUUUCCAUACUUUCAAUAAUGACACUUAUACAAAUGGAAAUACGAAUGUAAAGACAACAUGGAAAAAUUUGGAGGAUAUCUUUAAUGAGCCGAAUUCAGCUACAACUUGUGCGAAGUUCGGAAUUGGUCUUGACUUUUUAAAAACAUAUCAAUUCACCGCCAGUAAGAUCAAAUUGAUAUUUCAUGAUGGUUUAAUGACUGGAUCAACCAAUUGUGAUCAUAAGAAGAUAUUCAAAGAUAAACAAUUCAACCCAAAGUUUGAAUUGUACCAAAUCAAGUUUUCGGCUGGUAAUGAUCCAAACACAAUGUACUAUCCAACCGUUUCCUCUAUCAAAACAGGAAGUAAGUAUUUUUUUCAGGUUUAAGAGACGUUUUUUGCAAAAAGGUGAAUUUUAUUGAAAGGGCUCGGACAACAAAAAAGGUCGUAAUUUUAGAAUCGGCUCAAAUUUUUUUCUUGAUCUAUGGAUGCAUGGUGAACAUUUUCCACCAUAUAAUUUUUCAUAAAAACGUUCCACCAAUUUGGUGGAGGGGGGUGAACACGAAAAAGGGCAAUUUUUCAAAAAAUCAAAAGUCAGCUUAAAAUUCAUAAUUUUUAAUGAUCAAAAAAGGAUUUUGUAGCUCUUGAGACGCUCUAUAAGCCUGAAUUAACGGAAUUUCAAAAAACUCAGAGGCAAAAUAGAAAAAUUGAGGAAAAAACUUUGACGCCAAUUUUCACCCUUUAAACGCAAUUUCCGCGAUUUCUCACUCGAUCCAUUAGAUCCGCCUUGCAAUUUUACGUCGGAAUAGUCGAUAAAAAUGGAAAAAAGGGGGACCCCCAGAAAAGUUUUGUAUCAGUUUUUAACUUCCACUCACGCGCACAACACACAUUUACCACCUACACACAUGUGUGUUGUCUGCAUAGGCGCUUGAAACAAACACAAUUACUGUAAUUUUUAUUUAUUUUUUAUUUUUUGAGUAAAAAUUAAGAAAACUUCAAUGUUUUAUCAAAAAUUCAGACGUAUAACAAUGUUCUAAUAAAGCGUAGAACGACCAUUAUUCAUUCCGAUAAAACAUUUGUUUUUUAUAGACUUUUUCAUCAAAACUAUCUAGAUUUUGUUAUUUUUAUUCAUUUUCUCAGUUAGUUUAAAAUAAUUCCUAGAACCAAGUGUGGCGGCAGCCAUGGUGAUAGACACGCCCCUUCGAGACCACGCCCACAAGUGGGGUCGUAAAGUAGGAAGGAAGAGACGGCAGUCUAUAAUUGCAAGCUAGUACUCAACUAUUCGUACUCAUCACCGGUCCUGAUAAGAAGCGCGCGACGACGACACGGUAGACUGUGGAAGCCGAAGAUCAGGAAGUAAGUCAGGGGAUCAUUAGUAAUUAGGUGUGACGAUAGAAGUCACUCAGUGUUCGGGAUAGAACAUUGUGUCGUAGACGACAUUUGGUGCAUCGGACCGAGUCUUAACAGUUCUCGGGCAACUAAUUAUUGUGAAAAGGCGACUACCAGUCAUCCCAGGCAGUAGUCAGGUAAGUCACCGCGUUAGUGCUUGUGGCAGGAGUGCAAACGUGGGCUCUUCGUUGGAGGAGUUUUUUGGGAUAUUUUGGGCCCCUGGGAAAAUUUCCUGUGUGAAGCUAGCUCACCAGGAAGACCGUCGAAAGACAAAGACCGUCGACAGAAGCGAGAAAUCGUUUUUGAAAAGACAUAUCGCACAGCGAGCCCUAAAGAGGCGCCCUAAAGAGGCUUAUAAAAAACAGAUCGCACAGCGAGCCCUAAAGAGGCGCCCUAAAGAGGCUUAUAAAAAACAGAUCGCACAGCGAGCCCUAAAGAGGCGCCCUAAAGAGGCUUAUAAAAACAGAUCGCACAGCGAGCCCUAAAGAGGCAUAAAUAAAUAAUCAAAGUUCAAUAAAGAACUAAAUUGUUAAUCAAGUAUAUUUAAUCAUCUAGUUAUAAUAAUCAUCUAUUUUCAAAUAUUUAUUCAAUAUAUAAUUUAAUCAAUCAGAAAAAAUCAAAAAACCAAAAACAAAGAAAAACCUAAAAAUCCAAAAAACAAGAUAUUUAUUAAAGAAGAUAAUAAACAGAAAAAUAAGAAAAAUUAAAAAUGGCAAACGUUUUGAUCAAUGAACUUUUGCUCCAAAAUCGACAUGAAGAAACCAGCACAAAAUCGAGACUGAAAAACCUUUUGAACGAUAUUUAUAAUAAAUACAAAAAAGAAAUGAAAUGGGAUGGUACUAAAGAAGAGAUUAAGGAAAAUCUAGAAAUGAAUUAUGAAUUGCAAAAAGCUGAUAUUCUAGAAAUAAAACAAGAGUUCUCGAAACUGAAAAAAGUAAACCAAAAUAUAUUUAAGUUAUCCGAGUUACAAGGAUCUGAAAUAACCAGAGAAAAAGUUAAAGAAUUAUUGGAAAUUAGUUAUGAGGGAAUCCAAGAAAUGUCGGAUUAUGCAGAGAAAAAACUGGAAAUUGUAAGAAUAAGACAUAAAGAACUUUUGAAAGCUUUUGAAAAAAAUGAAGGAAAAAAUGGAGAAGAAUUGCAGGAAUUAGACAUAGAUAUACAAUCAAAAAUGAAAGAAGGAGAUGUAGAAAACUUGUUUGAAGAAUUGAAAAAAGCAGAAGCUGAAGAAGGUAUUCAAAAUGACACAAAAGAGAAAUUGGAAAACAUAAUGAAAUCACAAAAUGUGGUAAAGACCGAAGAAAAAACUGAAAAAGAAGAUGAAAAAGACAUGAAAAAUAUAGUUGAGAAAAUGACAGAAUUAGAAAAAAUGAUGAAAAAUGCAGGCGAAAAGAAUGAAAGCUGGAACACAGCUAACUUCCUGAUGAAGCACGAAAUGAUUGAUAUUCAAAAAUAUUCUGGAGAACAAGAAGGAUUUAGCACAUUCAUCGAAAUGUUUGAAUCACUUAUUCAUAAAGAUAAAAGUUUACCAAAUGUUGUGAAACAAGGAGCUCUGAAAGCGUUAACCGGAGGAAAAGCGAGAGACCAAGUUUCACGUUUUCCGGAUGACGGAACUCAAUAUGAAGAGUGUGUUGAAAUGUUAAAAAAGGUGUUCGGAAAUCUAAAUUAUCAGUAUGUAGCUAUCUGGAAUAAUAUUAAAAACAUGAAAGCAGCUAAACCAGAAAUUUCAAGCUGUCGAGAAGUUUUCAAUGAAAUAAUCAUUUUGAUCCUCAGAAUGGAAAGAUUAGGUAUCGAAACAAAUCAACUUCCAUAUAUGGCUGAAAUAAAAUCCAAAUUCCCAGCUCAUGUGAUUAGAGAACUGAUUAAAAAGGAGAGAUCCUUGGAAAAUCAGAGAUUCAAUUCAUUGCAAGAAAUGAUGAAAAUCAUCGAAAAUUACAUUACAAUGCAAGAGGAAAUUGAAAUUACUACAAAAACACAUGGUACCGUAUCCUUGGCAGAAGAGUUGUCAAAUUUGAAAGUUGAGACAAAAGAAGAUUUACAACCAAGUUGGAAAGAAAAAGGAUCAUAUUACAAAGAUAAUGGAAGUUAUUAUAAACAAAAAGGUCAACCAGAUGUGAAAUUUGAAAGAAAAGAAUAUAAAAAUGACAGAAAUACAAGAUGGGAUAAAUCAAAAGAGAGAGGUCAAAAUAGAGACAAAACAGAUGUUAGAAGAGACCAGACACCAUAUCGGAGAAAAUAUGAUAAUGAAGAAAAGGGACCAGAAAGAAAUAGAAGCCAAUCAAGAGAUGGGUAUAAAAAUAGAUCAAGAGAUGAUUAUAGAAAUAGAUCAAGGGACAAUUAUAGAGAUAGAUCAAGAGAUUACAAGAGCCAAGAAAGAUUUAGAGAAAGAAGUAGAGGUAGAAGUUUCAGCAGAGGGAGAAGAGAAGAAAACGAUAGAUUCAGAAGUAGAUCAAAAGAUUAUAGAAAGUAUGAAAGUAGAAGCAGAUCCAGAAAUGAGAGAGAUAAUAGAUAUUAUAGAAGAGGAUCAAGAUCAGUAGAAGGAAAUAGAAGAAGCUAUUCAGGAAAGAGAGAUAAUGGAAAUGAUAGAAAUCAAGAUAGAUAUGUAAGAACUAGACAAUACGCAACAUCAACUUGGGGAAGUAAUUUAUUAACAGCUAGAUUGAAGAUAAUGAUAGAAGACAAAGCUAGAUUUGCAACAGUGUUUUUGGACACCGGAAGUGAUUGUUCAUUUAUCGUGCAAAAGAUGGCUAAGAAUUUGAAAGUGGUGAAGAAAGAUUGUAAACUUCGAAUAAAUCAUUUUGGAAAUAACGUGACAGAAAGAGUAUGUGAUAAAGUGGAGGUAAUAAUAAGAACAAAAGCGGGAAAUGUAAGAAUUGAAGCAUAUGUAAUUGAUUAUAUAACAGGUAAAGGAAAGAACGUAGAGAUAUCAGAGGCCGAUAGAAAAGAGUUGAAGAAAAAGGGUAUUGAAGAUUUCCAAAAUAAGGGAAUGUUUGAACCAGAUAUAUUGAUUGGAUUAGAUUAUUUCUUCGAUAUUAUUGAUAAUAAAAUGAAAGGAACGAAAUUACCAUCUGGAAUGCAUCUAGUAGAAACACCAAUUGGAAAUAUGAUUUGCGGGAAAGCAUCAGAUAAAGAAAAAAAUAGUGAAAACUCAGUGUUUAUAACAAAUAUUGAAGAAGAAGAAGCUUUAGAAAGUAUGUUUUUCUUAGAAGAAACUCAUAAAAAAGAAUUAGGAUAUAAUGAUGAAGUAAUUCUGGAAGAGUUUGAAAAAAGUGUGAAAAUUACGGAUAAAGGGAUAGAAGUUGGAUGGCCAUGGAAACCAAAUGGAAAGGAAAUGUUAAAAGAUAAUAGAGAAAUUUCAUACAGAAGAUUGGUAAAACUGAGAGAAACUAAGAAUGGAUUAGAAAAAAUGAGAAAAAUUGAAAAGACAUUACAAGAGCAUCUUAAAGCUGGAUACAUUGAAGAGAUAACAAUGGAUGAAAUAGAAAAAUCGGGAAAUCCAUGUUAUUUCAUGCCUGUACAGGUGGUAACUAAUGAAAAUUCAGAAACUACAAGAGAUAGAGUAGUAUUUGAUGGAUCAAGUUCAAAAAAGAACGAGAAAUCGUUAAAUGCAGUUUUAGCACAAGGUCCAGUAAAGGUACCAGAAGUUCAAAGAAUUUUGCUAAAGGCAAAAACAUCGAAUAAAGUGUUAUCGAGCGAUAUUGAAAAAGCGUACCAUCAGAUUUGGCUAAAAGAAGAAGAUAGAAAUACAACUUGUUUCUUUUUUGCAAGAGACAUCGAAAAACCAAUAACAAAAAAUAAUAUAGUAAUCUAUAGAUUUACAAGAAUACCAUUUGGAAUUAUAUCAUCACCAUUCUUGCUAAUGGAAGCAAUUAAAUUUUUUGCUAAUAAAAAGUGUAAAAAUGAGCAUGUAAUGAAUGCGAUAAAUAAAUCAAUGUAUGUAGAUAAUUUAUUCAUUUUUCUGAAUGAUGUAAAAGAGCUAAAAGAUAUUUGUGAGUAUUCGAAAGACUUCUUUUCGAAAUUAAAAAUGAAUUUAAGAGAAUAUUGGAUAAACGGUGAAGACUUAACAAAAAUAUUGAAACCAGAAGAUGUAUCAAAAUCUGGUGAAAAUCAAAAGAUAUUGGGUUACAAAUGGUCAACUACAAAAGACACAUUUAAAGUGAAACAACCAAGAAAGUUAAAAGAAAAUAUUCUAUCGAAAAGAGAAGCAAUGGGGUACUUGGGAAGUAUCUUUGACCCUUUGGGAACUCAUUCACCUUUGACAACUGAAGGAAAAUUAUUAAUUCCGAAAGUUUUCGAAGCAAAAGGUGAUUGGAGUACAAAGAUUACAAAAGAGACAUAUGAUCUUAUAAAAAAGUAUGAUGAAAGAAUAAGAAAAUGUGAGAUGGAGACGAAAAGAAUUGAAGUCCAAUUUUCACAAAAUCAAGAAUAUGAGUUACAUGUUUUUACAGAUGCAUCAGAAUUUAUCUAUGGUGCAUGUGCAUACUUAAUAAUUAAUGAGAAUGGAAAACGAAUGAUACAGUUAUUAGCUUCUAAGCAAAGAUUAGCAGGAAAGAAAAAUGCUGUGACAAUUCCAAAAUUGGAAUUAGCAGGCAUAACACUCGGAAGUACAUUAGCGGACCAAAUAAUUGAUCAAAUAGAUUUAAAAAUAAAGAAAUGCACAAUUCAUUCAGAUAGCAUGAUUGCAUUAUGUUGGAUAAAUAAUAAUGAAAAGAAACAGGUAUAUGUAGAAAACAGGUGCAAAGAAAUCAAGAAGAUAAUUAGAAAGUUAGAGAAAAAAGGCAUGAAGUGCGAAUUAAGGCAUGUAAGAACAGAAGAUAACCCAGCAGACUUAAUAACAAGAGGUGUGGAGACAGCAGAAGAGCUCAAGAGAUCAAUUUGGUUUUAUGGACCAAAAUGGUUAAAAGAUAGCGAAAAAUCGUGGAAAACAGAAUUAAUUGUAAAAAUUGAUAAAGAAGAGGUAGUUAAUGUGAAUUUGAUUGAGCAGGAGAAAAGUAGAUUGGAGUUAGAUUUCACAAAUUCAUGGAAGAAAGCAAAAAAUGUUUUUGCAUUUGUAUUGAAAUUCCUAAAAAUAAAAGUAUAUGAGAAAGUAGGAAAUGAGUCAAAAAAGAAAAUAUUAGAAAAUAUUCCAGAAAUUGAAGGAAUGUCAACUGAAAAGAAGUUGAAACUGAACGAUGUGAAGAAUUCAGAGAAAAUGAUAUUGAGAUUGCAUCAAAUUGAUGAAAAAAUAAUAGAGAAUCAAAAGAGAGGUCUGUUGAAAAAAGAAAACUUGGUAUGCAGAAAGACUAGAUUAGAAAAUGCCCUAGACGGCGAAACACUAAAAUUUUUAAGAGUAAUAAAACCUAAUUCAAAACUAGGAAAAAUGAUAAUUUCACAAUUACAUGAAAUGUAUGGACAUUCAGGAGUAAAUACAACAAUGGGGUUCGUAAAUGAAAAAUUUUAUGGAAAUAAUUUGAGAAGAGCAGUGAAAAAUGUGCUAAAAAGUUGUGUAAAAUGUAGAAAAAUGAAUAAUCGACCGUAUGAAUACCCUGAAGCUCCAAAUUUACCGAAAGAUAGAGUAACUGCAUCAACAAGAGCAUUUGAAAAUAGUGCUGUUGAUUUUUGUGGACCUUUUAAAGUAAGACAAGGAAAUGAAUUGAUAAAAACAUAUAUAGCAGUAUUCACAUGUUUAAGCUCAAGAGCGGUACAUUUAGAAGUAACACAAACUGUAUCAACAGAUGAAUUUUUGUUAGCAUUUUCAAGAUUUAUGAGUAGAAGAGGAACUCCAAAAAGAAUGAGAUCAGAUAAUGGAGCAAGUUUUGUUUUAACAAACAAAAUAUUGAAAUCAGAAAAAGACGUAGUAAAAUUAAAUCAAGCAAUGAAUAGAGAAAAUAUAGAAUGGAUUUUCAAUUGUCCACUUGCACCUUGGCAAGGCGGCGUAUUUGAAAGAAUGGUACAAAUUGUGAAAAAGGCAUUGAUACAGUCAAUGGGAAAGAAUGUUGUGAAUUACGUUAAUUUUGAAACAGUGGUAGUUAAUGUUGAAAGGAUAAUAAAUGAAAGACCGAUUACGGUAGUGUCAAAUGAUGAAAAAAGUGAUGUAUGGACAAAUAUUCUAAGACCAGCGCAAUUAAUUUGUCCAAAAUGGAACCAUAUAGAAUAUGAUCCAAAGAAUUUUGAUAAAGAAUAUGACCAGUAUACAGAAAGUUAUAGAGAAUGUGAAAAAUAUGUAUCAAAGUUUUGGAAAGUAUGGAGUAGGGACUAUGUUCUGAACAAUGAAUAUUUUAAGAAAACAGUAAAGCAAAAAGGAGCAAGUCAUGCUGAAAAGAUACCCGAAAAAGGGGAAAUUGUGCUAAUUAAAGAUGAAAUGAGAAAGAGAAAAGAUUGGAGAUUAGGAAAAAUUGAAGAAGUAGUAAUUUCAAGAGAUAAAGUUGUUAGAUCAGCCACAGUAAGAACACAUUCCAACAAAGGUCCCCAAAUAAUAAAAAGACCAAUUAAUAAAUUGAUACCAUUAGAAAUACGAUAUGUGGAAAACAAUUCGGUAACAGAUCAACAGAAGGUGCGAAGUACUACGGGUUGCGCAAUGGCGAAAGGAAUAGUAAUGACAUUGAUGGCGCUAAGUAUACUUAGACCAACAGAUGCAGUACUUUACAAAGAUGUAUUUAAGUACAUGUACACAGGGAAAUCUUGACUGAUCCAUAAUGGAUAUAAAAAAAUAUUGCAUACUAAUAGCAAACAAUUUGUAUCCCUUAAAAUUAAACGCGAGAAAAAAUGCAUUCUUUAUGAGAAUAAAAAUGCAUCCAUUAUUUUUCUUUGAGAAUUUUGAGAAGUAUAAUGCAUCCAUUUUUAGAUGGCCGUGGAAGAGAAAUCCACAUGGGCGUCUUCUUCCAAUUAAUUUUUCAUUUUCGAAAUUAUUGUGUUUUUUCGGCGUUUUUCUAUGUUUUUCAUGUUUUAUUUUGUUUUUUGUGCCUCAGAGAUUCGCUGGCCAGCUGGCUACUAGGUGGGAUCGACUACCAAUCUAAAAUUGACAUGGACAACCACAUGGCCCGGGUUUUUUUGCAAGACGACGUGGCCGUAAGUUCGGACAGUUCAUACAGCCCACAUCGCCCAGGUUGUCCACCUCGAGCCGACCUCGCGUGAGAGAAAAAAUUCCGAAAAACUUGUGAUUUGGAGCAUUUUUUAAAAAUAUGACUUAUUUUCUGUUUUUCAUGAGUAUUUCAAACCAUUAGAUGAGAAAAAACAGAAAAAAUGACUGUUGUGAAUUCAAGCAGCCUUUCUGGGUGACAAAGAUUUGAGACCACGUCGCCUGAAAAUGCAAGGCGACCUGGUUGCCGAAUCGUAUUGAUCAAUCAAAUUCAGUCCUUUUUGAACUUUCUGGCCACGUGAUCUUGAUCUAGUGGUGAGCUGGCCAGCGAAUCUCUGAGGCAUGAUAAAACUGCGUAAUAUUGAGUGUUUUGAUUUGAGCUGUAGAUAUUGGUUCACUCCGCUUUCGUUUUUUCUUGUUUUGACCUUUCUCUCUAGUAAUCUAUUUUUGUUGUGAAUGUCUGUGGCCACAGGUGGAGGGAGAUUGCCCAAUCUUUGGUCAAACUCGUACCAAUCGGGUUUUUGGUCAAAAAUUGACCAAUUUCUAAACAAAAAUUAUUCAAGUUUGGGCCAAAUUUUGACCAAAAACCUCUCUCCACCUGUGGGUGUGUUCAAUUGAGUUUUCGUGAUUGUGUGAUUUGUUCAUUGUUGCGUUCUUAUUUUCUUUCGCUUUUUUCACUAUAUUUCUACGAUCCCUUCAGCUCUGCUACGCUAUUAAUUUUGAUUUUUCAGCAUCAGGUUUGAACAUAAAUGCCUCCAAAAACUCGUGGGUCUGCCGCGAAGCAACGAUGGUACAUUUUUUUCAAAAAAGCGGUUCGUUUCAAAAUCUAAACCCAAUUUCAAUUUAUUUGAUUUCAGUCUUCUCGAAAUCCUGAACCCCCGCCGCAUGACUUACUGGAUGUCAGUCAUCAGAAUGGUGAGCCACUACCAAGGAAGCCACCGACGAAGUCAAUCAAUGUGCGCACUUACUAGAGUGAGUUUUUUGCUCCCUGGAGGUUUUCAAUUAUACAUAUAUGUUGCUGUACAGUUUUUGUUUUUGCUGCGGGACUCUCCAAAGAGCUUUUUCAGAAAUUCUCAAAUUUGGCUCAUUUUUGUACUGUCAGAGAGUCCUGCAGCAAAGACUUAAAGCGGAAUCUUUCUCCGCGUGAAAAACUCUGGAGACUGCUCACACAUCCCCCUGUGAGAAAUUGAAAAUUUUAAAUAAAAAAAAUUGAAACCUGUAGUGUAUCAUUUUUUAUUUACAGGGAUCAAAAAAGAGGACAAGUCCAAAAUGA
Molecule: messenger RNA, 9986 nt
Organism: Caenorhabditis angaria
Lineage: Eukaryota; Metazoa; Nematoda; Chromadorea; Rhabditida; Rhabditidae
Source: the annotation of a GenBank genome assembly